AUGUGCAAUGUUCCCACAACUGUUCCCCCCUUCUAUGACCAGGAGCAGUCUGGUGCUUCACCACUAUUCCCCCCAAUGCUCAUGGACCAACUCAAGCUGCUCAGCAGCAUCCACUGCCCGACUACACUCAUUGCCGAUGAGAUCAUUGUUUCUUUUGUGAUGACACCACCCACACUCGCCCCUGAGUUCAAAAUAGCAAAGUGUAUACAUUCGGAUUCACAAGGCUCUUCGAAUUAUUCUUUUGACAGCGACUCCUCAACUUCAAUCACGCCUUUAUCAGAAGACUCGAACAUCCCUAAGCCCCCUGGCGAGCCUGGGCGCCCGGGGCAUGGGGGAUACACCCUCUACGAUGCAUUGAAUUGGAGUCCAAAAGAAUAUGCAAAGUUCAAGAAAUUUAUGUAUGAUGUUAUCAGCAAGGACCUCACAAUGACACAGUGCACUUCUGCGCAAAGCCCUGCUCAGUUGGAGGUUGUAUGGAACAAGGCUAUCGACAAGUUCCCAGACCUUGAAAAUUAUAGCGACUUAUGGCCAGUGAACGACAUCAUCCUGACACGACUGAAAUACAUGUCGCGUCAUGUCAUGCAGAAGGAGCAGGAGAUGACUGUGAGUGCUCGAUUGACAGAGGGCUAA
Molecule: messenger RNA, 630 nt
Organism: Suillus paluster
Lineage: Eukaryota; Fungi; Basidiomycota; Agaricomycetes; Boletales; Suillaceae
Exons: 5
Coding region: 1-630 (209 amino acids)
Source: RefSeq, a predicted model, not a curated record